AUGAGAUAUUUAACAAUUUCGUUUCUUCUCGUUCUCAUUGCAUGUUUGUUUGUCUUACAAAUCGAUGCAUUUUUUACGGGCGGAGCAAAAGACAAAAGCAAAGACAAGGGCCAAUGUAGCUUAUACAAAGGUCGAUGUGGUGGAACAAUCAAUAACAAAUGCUGUAAACUACCAUUGAAAUGUGCUAAACAAACGAAAAUUUGCGGUCAAGAUAAGUUAUGUUGCGUUACCGAAGCCGAUAUUCAACGUCAUAAACAAGAAAGUGGUAGUUGGAAAGAUAGUCGUAAUGGUUAA
This is a messenger RNA of Adineta ricciae, 294 nucleotides long. NCBI's taxonomy places the organism in Eukaryota, Metazoa, Rotifera, Eurotatoria, Adinetida, Adinetidae. The record is from the annotation of a GenBank genome assembly.